Messenger RNA from Eimeria maxima, 1149 nucleotides. RefSeq lists its product as hypothetical. The record is from RefSeq and is a predicted model, not a curated record. The transcript has a single exon. Bases 1 to 1149 code for a protein of 382 amino acids. NCBI's taxonomy places the organism in Eukaryota, Apicomplexa, Conoidasida, Eucoccidiorida, Eimeriidae.
AUGGCACACCGGAGGCUGGCUGAAGGCGGGGAAGGUGUCAAUCAAUAUGAACUUUCCGUGAUAGAGGAUUGCUUGGACUUGGAGGCCGAGAUGGGACUUCUGCAGCAGAGGGCAAUUUCCAGUUCGACAAUUGACUCAUCCAGCCGGGUAACGCAGCUAGUGUCGAUGCUACAAGAGGCUGCCGCAGCGCAAGAGUCUAUGCACGGAAGUCUUCCUAUUGCAGUGCAGCUGCCCUCAAGCGAGCAGUGGCUGGGCUACCAGAGCGGUUUUGCACCUGCAGAUGGUGGGCUGGUACACAUGCAAACCCCUUUAAUUCACGCAUCUGCUGAACAUGGCGAGUCCAGUAUGGUGACACCUGGUCUUGACCCCAACUCUUGGAUAGAUGCUGCUCCAAGGUUUGGCCUUCAGUCUAUAGGGCAGGAAGGACAUGGGUUUUCCCCGGUUACUGAUGACGAGAGAAGGACUGAGCAUGCACCAGCAGUACCCCCAUGGCAACGAUAUCACCGGCGUGACUUCAAGGAAAUCAUUUGGACUGGAGACAUUCGAAGUCACCCGUAUGUUCGGCUUCCGGUGCUGGGGGAAGGUGUCUUUCCUAGGUAUAUCGAUGCAAUGUCGCUCUUUGUACAGCGGCCGUGGAAGUUGUCACCCCAUACCCACCUGGCUACGAUACGGAGCCUACUUUUGCAGAAGACACUGAACCAGAUGGAUGUCAACAGUCUCAUGAAUGCAGUUGAACGGUUGAUAAUCUCAUCCUGGAUUCAGGGGAAGAAGGGAGCAAGAGGUAACUCUCCCAUUUACCUGGUUGAAGCCUUGGGUAAUUAUUUCUUGGCGUUCGAUGCCAUCGUAUGUACAGCCGAGGUUUUGGGGCAGUACAUGCUACUUCCGGUAUGGUGGAACACAUACGUAUCAGCCUUUCACACGAAUUACGAUUUUCCCGUUUCAGCAGUUGGUAUGACCGAAUUAGCUGGAUUCAACACGGAGUUGGCAAAACGGCUUGUGGCUGCCUUGGAAAUCUAUAAGCAAGGAAUGCGCCCUCCACUUAUGGAGGUGGUUGCAUUGAAAAGGCUGCUGUUCUGCUAUCCAUUGGGACGCCAUCGGUUAAAGGAUGGCAAAUGGGACGACUGGCGAAAAGAUGGAGAAAUGACCUGA